UUGAUUACUUUGACUCUUGUCAAAGUCAAGUGUAGUGUCAAACAAAAAUAGGAAAAAAAUACAAAUUACAAUGAUAAAAUGGAGAUAUUGUUAAGAAUUUUACCAACUACGCCAGUAAAAUUAACUGCUUCUAGAAUUCUUUUAUGUCAUGUAGCAAAUUAUACCAGAUUGGCUGAGGUUGGAAAACUCGAACAACCGAAGGCGACAGGCAAAUAUGACACGGGACAAUUGAUUUUGCAUAAAGUAUUCGGUUAUCGUGGGGUGAUCCUGUUCCCGUGGUUGGCACGAGUGUACGAUAGGGAUGCCACCAACAAGAAGGAGAGCAAAGACUCCUCAGGUAGCUCUGAGGCGUCGGGAGACUCCCUGUCUAACGUGGGCAAGGAAGUCAAGGGCCGAACACAUACAUUCUAUCAAGUCCUAAUUGAUACCAGGGAUGCACCUUACAUACGUGCGCAAACUGAGGCGGUGACUUUCCUCGGCAACCAAGAGUCAAGCCGCAGUCUAUAUGCCAUCCCUGGGCUGGACUAUGUGGCACAUGAUGACAUUAUCCCCUAUACUUCUGUGGAGCGAGUCCCUUUGCAACAUGAGCUGUUUGACAAGUUCCUUAUGCAUAAUGCUGAUAAAGAUCCACCAUUCAUUGCUCAAGAGACUCUAAGAGCAUGGCAGAAGAAGAACCAUCCAUGGCUGGAACUGAGCGAUGUGCAUCGGGAGACGACCGAGGGUGUUCGAGUCACCGUCAUUCCAUUCUACAUGGGCAGCCGCGAGUCACAGAAUUCAGCUGUUUAUUGGUGGCGUUAUUGUAUCCGUCUGGAGAACCUGGGGUCGCAGGCGGUGCAGCUGCGCGAGCGGCACUGGCGCAUCUUCUCGCUGAGCGGCACGCUGGAGACCGUGCGCGGCCGCGGCGUGGUGGGGCAGGAGCCCGUGCUGGCCCGACACUCGCCCGCCUUCCAGUACAGCAGCCACGUCUCGCUGCAGGCGCCUAGCGGACACAUGUGGGGCACGUUCAGAAUGGAACGUGAAGACGGCUACACAUUUGACUGUCGGAUUCCACCGUUUUCGUUGGAGAGUAAACCUGACGAGAGCUCCCCGGCCGCGCCCACCGCCGCCGCGUGACCGCUCUCACCGCGCUACGGUUCACUCCGACACUUACCGCGACUGACCGGACACAAACUGCCUCUACACUUCAUUUGAGUAGGCAUAAACAAUCUUGAUAGAACUUUUUAUAAAAAUACACAUUAAACAAAUAAACUAGGGCUUAAAAUAAUGAUUGAAUUGAUUAAGUUGUUAUUAUUGUAUUUACACUGAUUUUUUGCCGAAUUUUAUUUUUAAAUGAGUUUUCAAAUAAAAAGUUAUAUCAUGUUUGUUUAUCUUUAGUUGAAUGCCUAUUCAAAUGGAGUACAGACUUGGCGUUCUAAUGUACAGUUCUUUUAAGAAAACUGUGCAUUUCCGAGUCUCUUGCGCGUCUGUGGCCUGUUGGAACCGGACAACUCAAAGCAAACCGACUAUAUUACGCGAUCCUAGACAUUGACUAUCCACGGCUCGCCGGGAUGUGAUGAAUAACCUUUGAUUGUGAUAUUCUUCAACAGUCAGUCAUAGUCAUCGCUGUUUAUAGAGGAAUGAUCAUAUGCCUGUUAGCUUUAUUUAUUAUGUUGUUGUUGAGCGUAGAUUGAAAUUCUUCGAAAAUAUUCAUUACAUCCUUUGUUUUGUAAAGAAUUAAAUCAUUAGUUAUUUUAAAAUAAUUCCUAGAUCUGUAAUAAAUUACAGUAUUCUGUUUGAAAAGUUUUA
This is a messenger RNA of Helicoverpa armigera (cotton bollworm), 1785 nucleotides long. It is a transcript of the gene POLDIP2, whose product is annotated as polymerase delta-interacting protein 2. Bases 79 to 1113 code for a protein of 344 amino acids. Lineage: Eukaryota; Metazoa; Arthropoda; Insecta; Lepidoptera; Noctuidae. The transcript has 6 exons. Gene Ontology annotation, cellular component: nucleus; mitochondrial nucleoid. Gene Ontology annotation, biological process: error-free translesion synthesis. Gene Ontology annotation, molecular function: DNA binding. The record is from RefSeq and is a predicted model, not a curated record.